Messenger RNA from Phycodurus eques (leafy seadragon), 3399 nucleotides. RefSeq names its product phosphopantothenoylcysteine synthetase (gene ppcs). The record is from RefSeq and is a predicted model, not a curated record. Gene Ontology annotation, cellular component: cytoplasm; nucleus. Gene Ontology annotation, biological process: coenzyme A biosynthetic process. Gene Ontology annotation, molecular function: phosphopantothenate--cysteine ligase activity. NCBI's taxonomy places the organism in Eukaryota, Metazoa, Chordata, Actinopteri, Syngnathiformes, Syngnathidae.
GCUCGCGCACAUUUUGGUAACAAUGACCGCAACCUUCAUCUUGGCGGCGACUGAGACCCGCUCGCUUAAAACCUGGAAAUUCCGUGUUGCCGUUCAGCUGAGUUGAGUGGGUGGGUACCAACCACUAAGUAGGCCAUGACAGAACCCAUAGUCUCUUCCAUUGAUGGCAAGCUGGCCGAAGAGUUCACCGCUCCCUCCCACGUGGACGAGGUCAGGGAGAGGAUGACCUCCUUCGCCCGGCUCCAUGCCGAGGGGGCCCGCCGCGUGGUCCUCAUCACGUCAGGCGGUACCAAAGUCCCGCUGGAGUCUCGCACCGUUCGCUUCUUGGACAAUUUCAGCAGCGGCAGGAGGGGCGCGCUGUCGGCAGAGUACUUCCUAGACGGCGGCUACGCUGUCAUCUUCCUGCACAGACAUCGCUCGCUCUACCCGUACUCUCGCAUGUUCUCCUCUGUCAACAUGCUGGAUGCCCUGGAGUUCUCGGAACAGGAACCGGACCGCGUGGUGGUGAACCCGCAGGUGCUCCCCAAUGUUGCCAAAGUGCUGAAGAAGUACCGGGAGAUCACAGAUGCCAAACUCCUGCUCCCCGUCGAGUUCAGCACUCUGUCGGAGUACCUGCACCUCCUCAAGGCGUCAGCGCAGGCCCUCAGCACCAUAGGAUCCAAGGCCAUGUUUUACUUGGCGGCGGCUGUGUCGGAUUUCUACAUCCCUGCGUGUGACAUGCCGGAGCAUAAAAUCCAGUCUUCCAACGGACCGCUUCAACUAAGCUUGAAGAUGGUGCCCAAAAUCUUGUCCCCACUGGUGAAAGACUGGGCGCCGCAGGCCUUCGUCAUAUCCUUCAAACUGGAGACAGACGCCGCCAUCCUACUGGACAAGGCUCAGCGAGCGUUGGAGAUGUACAGGCACCAGGUAGUGGUCGCCAAUGUGCUGGACUCACGGCGGGGCCACGUAGUGGUGGUGACGCCCACCAGCCAGCACGAGGUGGUCCUCUCCAAGGAGGAUGUCGACAACCAGGUGGAGAUCGAGGAGAGAAUUGUGACUAAUUUGACAGCGGCACACGAGCGCUUCAUUCAACAACAAGCAGCCUGAUUGUAAUCAUCUGCUGCACGUUGUUUCGAUUCUUGGCUUUGUAGUCGUAGUAGGGAUUUCUAUGAUUAAUGACUUAAUCGCUAACAUUCAUGUGCAAUUGAAUGUUUGUAUCAAGGUGUCUUGGCGCAUUUUAAAGAAUCAUGGAUGUUAUUAUGGGCCAAAGAGCCAAAUAACGGGACUCUAUGCACGCAGCACUUCUGCAUUUUGGAUAAGGAGAACGCUAACCUCCAAUCACCAGGCAAAACAACAAUAGCAAUAACAAUGACGGCAUCAGACUGAAAAGUUGCCGUAAAUGACAUAUUACCUUUUUAAUUGCUAGUUAUCCUGGUAUUGGUGAAGUAAAAAGGAUCCAAAUCCAAUUUAAUGAGUCAUUUGCAGUUAAACAGUAAUUGUAGGUCUUUGUGUAGUUAGACUUUCACUGCUUAACCUUUAAGACUUUCAAGUCUGCGUAUAGAGCACUUUGAAAAACAGCCCCUGCUGUAACAAAGUGCUAUACAUAAUGAUUGAACAUAAAUGGAACGCCUUUGUCAUUGUAUGGUGCUGUAGAUACAACAAAUCAAAAACAGAUCUUUACAAAAUACUUUUGAAAUUUCAACCUCAAAGUACUAGCACCUAAAUAUUGACUAAACCCAUUUCACAACCCCACCUUAUAUAUUUCAAGAAUUAGGUUAUUUUUCAGUCAGAUAACAUCCCAGUAGCUUGAAACAAACUGACACCGGAAACCCGUACUCUCCUAAACUUUCCACCAGAAAUGCUUAAUGUGUUGCCAUGCAUAUGGUCCAUAGAGGCCAUAGUUGUUUGAUGGCUAAAUGGGCUGUGAAACGACUUGAGGCAAAGUUUGAUGUGUGAUCAUUUCGGGUUCGGCUCCAUUUCUUCGACCCGAAACCCACGCACCUCUUUAAUUUGACUUUUAUUGUUCAGCAAGUUUAAAAAUCCAUUUGCUAUAACCCAUAGACUAGAGAAAUACCUAAAAUUAAAGGCCUUGAUAAGGACUUUUCAGAUCUCACAUUAUUUUGUCAUUACGACACAAUCUCCCAAAACAGUUUGCUUAAAAAAUGUCAAUCUCCGAAAAUGUAUUUGUAAAAACACAUAUUUAGUCAUACCCCAAAUUAAAAGCCUUGAUAAAGGACUUUCUAAGUCUGACAUUAAUUUGUCAUUGUCCUCAUAUGAUUCCAAAAUCUACCAAAACAGUUUUGCAUCAGAAAUAUAACCAAUCUCCAAAGAUCUAUUUGCAACGACCUAGAUUGAGUCAUACCUCAAAUUAGGGGCCUUUCCAGAUCAGCCUUAUUUUUUUUUAAACGUUACCAAUUAACAAUUAUUUAAAUGUAUUGAUUGAUAUUCCUGCUAACAAUACUUUGUCCAUCCCUAAUUCAUACAUGCUUCUGAUAAUUUAGACCGCAAUGCUUUAAUUGUGAAAUUAAUUGACAUUCUAUUAUUUCUGUACAUUGCGCUUACACAGUACAAACCAUUAAAGAUUGUAAAACGUUUAUUCACCUUGCAUGAUGUCAAUAUUGUUAUACAACCAUGGUAGCCAAAUACUCAAACUCGCAACCACAUUCCACUGAACAAAGCCCUGAGGCUUUCCCCUUUGUUACUUGAGUUUGAUACUCUUCUUGACUCCUGCGCGAAUACCAGACAGUUCUCCGCUGUAUCUCGUCUCCUCACGCCGAACCUCGCGGACCUGAUGAACAUGCAACCGGUUAACAUCAGACAUAAGCGUACAUUGAAGCUACUACUACAUGUAUAGGGAAAACACACCUGGCCUUUUCUGCGGAUCUUAGCCCGCCGGAACUUCUCGCGGUGCUUGACUCGAGGGUUGCGGUCGAUUUUCUUCCUCUUGGGAGUGAGCCCUCUGUUCUUGGCCAUCUGUGAGGAGGGUCAAGUCAUGACAUUAGGACGUGUUUGGAACAUUUUGACAACGGAAUGCCUGAUCUUCAAAGGGGGAGUCUUUUACUUUAUUUUCAUUUGAUUAAUAAUACAUUUUGCUGAGUUCUGUAUAAAAAAAGACAGGUAUUGUGUUGUGGUGCUGCUAUUUUGCAGAAUCUCUGAGAGACACAUUUCUGUAAGUCUGAAUAGUGAAUGUUUCGUCGUUCGUUGACAUGCAAGCCUCUUUCACACAAAGAUCCCACAAAAUGUAUGCAUUGCAGCAGUAAAUCUGGCAUCGAUUCAUGUGUGUGUGCCUUUUACACAGAACCCAGCCAGGACACAACAAGACUUUUACAGAGAUCCCGCAAAUUUCCUGGGUACAAUAAAAUAACCAGAAUUUAUUCACGUGUAUGCCUUUUCCACAGACCCCACCGAAGCCAAAAAAGC